This is a messenger RNA of Mytilus californianus (California mussel), 861 nucleotides long. RefSeq lists its product as uncharacterized. The record is from RefSeq and is a predicted model, not a curated record. The coding region runs from base 109 to 765 and encodes 218 amino acids. NCBI's taxonomy places the organism in Eukaryota, Metazoa, Mollusca, Bivalvia, Mytilida, Mytilidae. Gene Ontology annotation, cellular component: plasma membrane. The transcript is spliced from 6 exons.
UCGUCGUCUUACAUGACUAGCCAAAGUAAACAACGAGUUAACAAAACAAACGACUGUCCGGAAGGAAAACUCAACUAGAAUUUUUUUUGAAGAAAUCACUUUUAAGACAUGAGCUACAUAUUAGUAUUGGUUAAUGCUAUUGUUGUAGUACUGAUGGCCAUGUACGUGUACGAGAAUGAAAGAAGAAUGGGGGAAAUUUUAGCCAAGCUUGAUCGAACAGUGCAAACUGUCAACAGUAAUUUAGAAGGAGAGCUAAGUUCAAUUCGUUCAGCCAUAAAUCGUGUAGAAAGUCGUCAGACAUCAAUGUCCUCUGACACCAGCAGUGCUUUCAGCCGUCUUACAGAAAAUGUGAAAAGAGUGCAAACUGUCAACAGUAAUUUAGAAGGAGAGCUAAGUUCAAUUCGAUCAGCCAUAAAUCGAGUAGAAAGUCAUCAGACAUCAAUGUUCUCUGACAUCAGCAGUACUUUCAGCCGUCUUACAUUAAAUGAGAUAAGAGGCUAUGUUGGAUGUUUCGUGGACGACAGCAAUCGAUUGCUGAAGCAUAAGUUAAUGGUCUUAGACCGGAUUACUUUAGAGAAAUGCAGACAUCACUGCAGGGGAUACAGAUACCUUGGAUUACAGCAUGGUCAAUGGUGCGUUUGUGGAGACAGUCUCCAUAGGCCAGGAUAUCCCCAAGCAUCUGAAUUGCUAUGCAACACGCCAUGUACAGGGGAAAUAACAAGGAUGUGUGGCGCGGCAUGGAAAAAUUCCAUCUAUGAAGUUUGAGUUCAUCUUAAAAGCAACGACGUCAUAUUACAGUUGAUAUGCCUCGUCAUAAAUAAAUAAUAAAUCAAAAACUUGAUUUUAUUAUUAUAGUUUGAG